CUCCUCCCCGACCGGAAGUAGAGGCGGUGCGUCGCUGUAAUCGAUCCUCCGUCCUUGCCGUUUCUUGCGUGACGUCGUUAACGGUCGCGGCGAUGGCAGGGACAGCGCUGAAACGGCUGAUGGCUGAGUACAAGCAACAUGAGGCCUCACUUCCUGCACGUGCUGACCACUGCCACAGACUCGCUCCGCCUGGUCAGCCUGGGCCUGGUCUGCACCCUCUCCAGGCUCCAGCCCGCAACCCGGCUCCCAGCUCAAGCUGCACUAGCCCUGCUACCACUCCAGUCUCCAGCCAUGACUGGCUUCCAGGACUCGGCCCACGCUCGCUCUGCUCCUGCUCUGGCCUCCGGCCGCAACUCGCUUCCCAAGCUGGCCUGCUGUGUUCUCCAUUCCCUGCAGAAUUGACACUAAAUCCUCCAGAAGGGAUUGUAGCAGGUCCCAUCAAUGAGGAAAACUUCUUCGAAUGGGAGGCUUUGAUCAUGGGCCCUGAAGACACCUGUUUUGAAGGCGGAGUCUUUCCAGCUAUCCUGAGUUUUCCGCAUGAUUAUCCACUGAGUCCACCAAAAAUGCGUUUCACUGGAGAGAUGUUUCACCCAAAUGUUUACCCAGACGGGAGGGUUUGCAUCUCGAUUCUUCACGCACCUGGCGAUGACCCUAUGGGCUACGAGAGCAGUGCAGAACGAUGGAGUCCUGUUCAAAGUGUUGAGAAGAUUCUCCUUUCGGUCGUGAGCAUGUUGGCAGAGCCGAAUGAUGAAAGUGGAGCCAACGUGGAUGCCUCAAAAAUGUGGCGAGAUGAUAGGGGACAGUUCUACAAAAUAGCCCAACAAACCGUGCGGAAAUCCCUUGGACUGUGAGCAGAGAGCCCUGCAAUUGUAUAGGAUCACCUGAAGUAUUUAAUGGUUUUUUGCACCUUGCAGUUUGUCUCCUGCUUUCCAUAUCCAAGGAUAAAGUUAGGAUUGCCGUUUUUCUUUCCAGCUUGUAUUAGGAUAGCCCACUUAAUAGUCUCUGUUAAAACAUAAGCUGACAAAGCGUGGCUUUCAUGGCUGUUAUUGUUUUCCAUUUAAUAGUGGUGGGACUUACUUGGAUGAAAUAGCUGAAGGGAUAAAAUAACCUUCCCACAAAAGGGUCCAACUGUUUCUCAGUGAGUGUUUUUUUCUCUCUGAAGCAUUGCUUUUAAUGAAAUCAGGUGUGGUAUUUCAAUUGGACUGGUGUGUGCAGUUUUCAAAGACUUUGCAUCUUAGUCCUGCCUAUAGAAUAGAAGACUCAAUGCCAUAACAUUUGUUUCAUUUUGGUUGAAUGCAAACAAAUUCCGAGGCUCAGGUUCGAAUGGGAAGUUUGUUUUGUCCUACUUGUAUGGACGUGCUUUUGCAGCAGACAAUGAAGCAGGGUACUUCCAGCAAGCUUUUCUUAAUCAUUAAAAAGAUAAGGGAAGCGUGAUACGGGAUCUCAUUCACUACAUGAUCAGGGUACCCUCCUAUCUCUAUCCAGCACUUUCAUUUGUUCUCGUUAAUGUUUUCUAGAAUAUUUGGCCCUUUUAAUGGAGUGAAAUAAAAGGUAUAAAAGCGAGAAGAUAUUAGAGUUUAAAAAAUAACAAAACAGCAUGAAUGAACUUAGUGAAAGUCUGACAUCUCCCAACCAUGGAGAGUUCAAAAUACCAUCUCAAAUGGGUUUUAUGCUGUUUCCUGCUAACGUAUCCAUCCCUGGUGUGUCUGUGCGUGUGGGGGUUGAUCUGCAUGUGAGAGUCGGUUUGACUGUGUGUGGGCCAAUGGGCGUGUCAGUCGGUCUGUGUUGCCACUGGUGAGCAAAGGAAGUCAAUCUGAAGAGGCCAAAAUCUUGUAUUCUUAGCAUUAACUUCAGAUCCAGUCGAUAUUUAUAUGCGUACUUCUCAUUCUUGCACCCGCUUCCUCCUUUUAAGAAGCAACCAAUGUACCCAUUUAACUGGUAGUUGACACUGAAGUGAUUUAACCCACGUCUUUGACUGAUGCUGGUUUUAAUCUGCAGCCUCACUCACUGGACAGAAUGUCUUGCUGCCACUCCAAGCUCUCACUAUAGCAAACUAUCUGUUGUUUGUAUAAAGCUUCCCCCACUUCAGGCUUCUGCAGCCAACCACAUGAAAUAUAUACCAGUGUUUUUUGACAUUCCUCUUGUCUGUCACAAUAUAUAUAUAACAUGGUCAAUUUAGAGGUCAGGUAAGAAGUAGCCUGUGUUUGUGGAAAAAAGGGUACUGAUUUCACCAGAAUUUUGGGGGAUUCUCAUGGUAUAAAGAAACAAAAAAGAACAACAUCAGUAAAUAUGCUGCCACAGAGCCCACACCUGAGGGGCAGUCACUGUGGCAUCCAGUUGUGGCAGCACUAUCCAUGGAUUGUUUGGGGCAGUGGUUUUCAAACUCUUUUAGUAGAAGUACUCUUUUUCUAAUGGGUUAAUAAUCAGGGACCACCCAUUUAAAUUAUAAUGCUACAAACGCUUAAUGCAAAAUUCAUCAGUGUCCUCUUAAAAGAGCAACCAAACUUUGCAACGCUUAUUGAGAUUGGUGGUGCGAAACCUUUUCUCUGUUCAGCUUGAAGUCUCACCUUACAAGUUCAGUAACAUUUCUGUUGAAGACUUUCCAACAAUUGACAGGAGUGGGAUUAGGUUCGGUGACCAUUUUGGAAACAAAGCCACUAUUUUAGGUAUAACCCUCACUGGCCACCGCCUUUGAGCACAAUUGUUAAUUGGUUUGGGAUUUUUCCUCCCCUGUUUGCUAUUUACUGGCCUUUCUAUACUGGAUUGUCACUGGUACGCUGCCUGGUAUGUGGCAUUUCUGCCACUAGGAUGCGACCAGUACCCAGGACUGCAACUUUAGCUCAAGUCCAAUUACUGGUGCAGAUGCUGUAUUCAAUGAAUAAAGCUCAGCUUGAUUAGCGUUUUAGCUCUCUGUGCACUGCUUAGGUGGCUGCUCCACUCUCCCUUCCCAAUCCAUUUUCAGAGAUGCCCCAGCCUCUGUGCUGCUGAACAAUCUUUCCUACAUGUCCCACUGAUUCCAGGACUCUCCAGAGUGUGAGUUUGCAGUUGAACUGGUCAAACAGGCCAAGAAAAUUAAAAUACUAAUAAAGAGUACUCGCCUGACCUGGACCAUUGCAGCAGUGGAUUGUUUGUAUUAUCGUGCAGGCUCUCUAGAAAGUCUCUGUGGGACAGAUCCUAGUUUGAGGAUCACUGGUACCAAGUAUUAGUGGCCAAUAGGAAUGGGCCACUCCUUUUGGUUACUAGCCUGACCCUAGUGCAAACUGGUCAAAAUUGCAUUCGACGUAUAGUUCAGAAAUUAAUCUUUUAGUCCGUGCCCAUAUUUAUAUUCCAUACAAGGCUUUCCCCACCUUAUCCAAUCUAAUCUUAUUGGUCUAUCCUUUUAUUGUUUUUUUCCAUUGUGAACAUAUCCACCUUCCUUUUAAAUGCACAUGUGCUAUUUGCAUCAGCUACUCGUUGUCAUGGUGAAUUCCACAUUCUCAUUACACUCUGGAAUUUUUUGCCGAGCUCCAUAUUUUAUAGUGAUUUAAACAUUUGAAAAAUGUCACCCUGCUUCUCAAAGACUCAGUGGUUAGUACUGCUGCCUCACAGCGCCAGGGACCCGGGAUCAAUUCAGGCGACUGUCUC
This is a messenger RNA of Chiloscyllium plagiosum (whitespotted bambooshark), 3624 nucleotides long. The record is from RefSeq and is a predicted model, not a curated record. Lineage: Eukaryota; Metazoa; Chordata; Chondrichthyes; Orectolobiformes; Hemiscylliidae.